AUGCCGCUUCCGACGAAACCAAUGAGGCCACCACAUGAACCCGGCCGAGACUCCGAGGAAUCGUCGACUCCUUCCAAUAACCUAUGGGUUGGAAAUCUAACGCCGGACGUUUCCGAUUCCGAUCUGAUGAACCUUUUCGCUCAAUAUGGCGCACUCGAUAGCGUCACCUCUUAUUCCGCUCGCAGUUACGCUUUCGUCUUCUUCAAACGCGUUGAAGAUGCAAAAGCCGCUAAAAACGCGCUUCAAGGCUUCCAUUUUCGUGGCAAUUCAUUGAAAAUUGAGUUUGCUAGACCGGCAAAGCCAUGUAAACAGCUUUGGGUGGGUGGCAUUAGCCCAGCUGUUACAAAGGAAGACUUAGAAGCCGACUUCCAUGAUGCUAUUCAGGCAAUGAAAAUCAUGAAUGGAAAACGUAUUGGUGGGGAAAAUAUUCGUGUUGACUUCCUCCGCUCACAUUCUACAAGAAAAGAUCAAUUUCUUGAUUAUGGGCAAUUCCAAGGAAAAAGCUUGGGGCCUACUGAUUUCUAUUCUGGACAAAAAAGGCCACUGAAUUCACAACCUCAAAUGGGGAGGAAGGGUGAUGGUCACCCUAGUAAUAUUUUGUGGAUUGGUUAUCCUCCCAAUGUUCAGAUUGAUGAGCAAAUGCUCCACAAUGCCAUGAUUCUAUUUGGUGAAAUUGAGAAUAUCAAGAGUUUUCCUUCAAGGCAUUAUUCAUUUGUUGAAUUUAGAAGUGUCGAUGAAGCCCGGCGUGCAAAAGAGGGCCUUCAAGGACGCCUUUUCAAUGAUCCUCGCAUAGCAAUCAAUUAUUCAAACGGUGACCAGGAUAGUAGCUUGACAAAUAAGAUGGGUCCAAACUGGAAAAGACCAUCUCCUCCUGCACCAGGGUUGCUUUCUUCCCCUGCAACGGGUGCUAGGCUUCCCGCAAGAUCAGCUUCUGGUGCAUGGGAUGUACUUGAUGUAAACAACAUUUCAAGAGAUUCUAAGCGGUCUAGGAUAGAUGGUACAUUACCUAAUGAUGAAGCUCCAUAUGCUGACAUUCAUGGAAGGGGUAUUCUUGGUCCAGGAAGCUCGAGGGUAACAGGUGGAGUACAUGCUUCUGUCCAACCUGGUGAUAUGGAUCAUAUAUGGCGCGGACUUAUUGCAAAAGGAGGAUCUCCUGUUUGUCAUGCUAGAUGCAUCCCUAUAGGGAAAGGGAUAGGGACGGAGCUUCCGGAAGUUGUUGAUUGCUCAGCUAGGACGGGAUUGGAUGUACUUGCAAAACACUAUGCUGAUGCAAUUGACUUUGAGAUUGUUUUCUUUCUGCCUGAUAGCGAAGAUGAUUUUUCUGCGUACACUGAAUUCUUACGCUACCUUGGUGCAAAAAACCGUGCUGGUGUUGCCAAAUUUGGCAAUACAACUUUAUUCUUGGUACCUCCUUCUGAUUUCCUGACAAAAGUUUUGAAAGUCAAUGGACCUGAACGUUUAUAUGGCGUCGUUCUCAAGUUUGCACCAGUACCAAGUGUGCCCAUGCACCACUCUUCACAAAUGCCUACACCAUCGUCAAAUCAAUAUACGCAGCAGUUUCCUCCUUCACAGGCUGAAUAUGAUAUGAAUCCUGCAAAGGACGAUCAGGUUCUGCCAAUGGACUACAACAGAAUGUUGCAUGAAGAUUCUAAGCUUCCUGCUAAGCAAGUAUAUCCACCUAUAGGUGGGCCUUCAGUUCAAUCUGCAGCUCCGGAUUAUGCUCCAAAUACUGCUUCUGGGUCUCAAGCUGGAGUCGCAUUAACACCAGAACUUAUUGCGACUUUAGCUUCUUUUCUUCCAACAAAUACGCAAUCAUCUGCUACCGAUAGUGCCAAGUCGGCUGUAGGCUCCUCAACUGUAAAGCCUCCAUUUCCUCCUGUGGCACCUAAUGAUGGAAACCAAUCUCAAUUAUUGAAACAGGAUCAUCAAAUUGCAGAUCAAUCCAUUCAUCCACCUCAGCAGUUUAGGAAUAUGUAUAACAGUCACAAUGCUCAUUUUCAGCCUUAUCCGUCAGCAUCAGCUCCUGGUCACACUUCUCAAGUGUUCUCUGGAAGUUCUCAUACUCAAGACAGUGCUCUUAUCCAGCAACUGCAAGGAGUUGUUUCAUCUAGACACAUGUCAAAUUUUGUGACACCCACUCAAAGUGGACAGAUACCUGCAUCCCCCCAUUUCAGUCAUCAGUAUCAGGCUGAGGUUCCCCCCAAUUCUCAGAAAGGCUUUGGUGUGGUGCCGGGAGGUGAUGCCUCUGUUUUAUACAAUUCUCAGGCUUUCCAUCAACCUAAUAAUAACCCCCAGCCCUUCCAGCAACCCAAUAAUUCUAUUGCCUUGUCUGGUCAAGCUAGCAGUACAAAUCCUCAACAUCAACCUGUCAUGCAAUAUACAGCCGACCAAAUAAACUCCAAUCCUCCCAGUCAGCAACAUCCUGCCUUUGGAGUUAGUCAAGGCACCCCAGAAUUGGAAGCUGAUAAGAACCAGAGAUACCAGUCAACAUUACAGUUUGCUGCCAAUCUUCUACUCCAAAUACAGCAGCAGCAGCAAACACAAGGAGAACAUGGGCCAGGAAUUCAACAAUGA
Messenger RNA from Vicia faba (fava bean), 2574 nucleotides. The record is from the annotation of a GenBank genome assembly. Lineage: Eukaryota; Viridiplantae; Streptophyta; Magnoliopsida; Fabales; Fabaceae.